Messenger RNA from Lytechinus variegatus (green sea urchin), 1118 nucleotides. RefSeq lists its product as uncharacterized. Gene Ontology annotation, biological process: cobalamin transport. Gene Ontology annotation, molecular function: cobalamin binding. The record is from RefSeq and is a predicted model, not a curated record. The transcript is spliced from 7 exons. Bases 133 to 1080 code for a protein of 315 amino acids. Lineage: Eukaryota; Metazoa; Echinodermata; Echinoidea; Temnopleuroida; Toxopneustidae.
CUGAAUCACUUAAGGAAGUGAAACAGAAAUUGCAGAAGAAGGGUGCUUGACAUAAAACGGUCUAGUAAUUACUUCUGUUCACAGUUUGCUGUUGAUUUUUGCUGUUACUUCUCCGGUCUCAAGUUGUCCAGAAUGUCUUUAAUGAAAUGUAUUUCAGUGAUUUGUAUUGUAGGUAUUCUUUUCAAUGAAUGCCUAGGAGAAAUGGAAUUCGAGUGCGCCGCCCUUCCUGACGGUGAGGUUGCUAAGAUAACCAACUUCAUCUCUGUGGAUAACAGCGUCAAUGAAUCUACUAUCUGUAGGAUGCAAUAUCAGGUGCCAGAUGGGGCAAACCUCUGGCAAGGCAUGCUUGCAGCUAAUCAGCAACACGGGGAUAACUUUACUUUUGAGGCGUCUUUGCAUCCUAUAUACGGUCACUUCAUUACGACCAUUAAUGGCGUCGCAGGCAAUGCAGAUUAUUUCUGGGCAAUCUUCGACGGGGAAGGAAUAGCGACACCUACAGGUGUUGAUGGAAUUGAACUGGAAGAUGGAGAUUCCUACAUCUUCAAUUACAUGUCAGUUCCUCCAUCCAAUUCAAGCGAUCACACUAUCGCCAACUAUACAGGGCUAUGUUUGACUGCACCCAACAAUCCAGCUAAUGUGCCCCUGAUGUUAUUCAGUACAUUCAUCACCAUCUCAGAUGAGAACACGGAGGAUGUGAGGGAGGGAACCAACUUCAAACCCGUAUGCAAUCAACUGGUCCUCUAUGACCAAUCACAGUCAACAUUGUAUGACGUCAUGCAGCUGGUCAACGAUCAGGUCCCAUUGGACAUUAGUGUUGUGUUGGAUUCUUCUACCAUGAGCGUGAUAACAUUAAACAAUAUAACCAACCAAGGUGGAUACAAAUGGACACCGUUCAACGUUAAGACCAAUAUGACACUCCCACGGGAUCUCUCGAUGAUCCAACUUUCUGACGGUGAUCAGAUUCGUUUUGACUUCGCCGAAGUCGCUAGUGACGACAAUAAUGAUGGCUCAUCUGGAGUUAAGACCACAACGUCUGUCCUCUUGUUCCUCUCAUCAAUCUUUCUAUCUCUCUACAUGUAGAGAAUGUAUGGGCAGCGAAUUUCAUAGACUCUAUUAAA